AAAUUUUCACGAUAAAUGCCCCCUUCUUCAAACUCUUCACGCCUGUUACCAGACAGAGCUCAAACUCUUACAACACGGACAGCACAAUCCAACCAACCAACGACGAACGACAUGUCCGAGCUACCCCUAACCAAGCGAAUUAUUUCUCUGAGGACUGCCGACUGCCACCUCUUCGAGGUGGACGAGCCCGUCGCCAUGGAGUUCGAGAUCGUCAAAUCGUUCUUCGACGAGAACGAGGACGCAGCUGACGGCACGGUGGUACCAUUGCCAAAUGUUUCGGCGGAGCCACUCGCGGGGAUUAUCGAGUUCUGCAAGGCCCACCUGGAUUUUCGCGCCAAGGGUGUGGAGAGAGAUGAGGUGAAGAAGUUUAACGCGGAGUACAUUAAAGAGAAGGGUAACGAGCAGUUGAAGGAGCUAAUUCUAGCGGCCAAUUAUUUGAAUAUUAAAGAAAUGUUGGAAUUUUUGACGGAGACGAUUGCCGAUAGGAUUAAGAAUAAGAGUGUGGAGUAUGUGAGCGUAUUUGGGACUGAUAAUGACUUCACGCCGGAGGAAGAAGAAGCAGUGAGGAACGAGAAUGCAUGGGCUUUCGUUAGAGUUGAUGAAGAUUAAGGUUUUUGUUGUGAACGUGACGAUGAAAAAGAUAAUGAUGAUGAUCUUCUGGUUUUCUUUGUUUGAAUCAUAAAUGAAGUUCUUCUAGUUCAUUAA
Molecule: messenger RNA, 705 nt
Organism: Mangifera indica (mango)
Lineage: Eukaryota; Viridiplantae; Streptophyta; Magnoliopsida; Sapindales; Anacardiaceae
Product: SKP1-like protein 14
Biological process (GO): SCF-dependent proteasomal ubiquitin-dependent protein catabolic process
Cellular component (GO): nucleus; cytoplasm
Molecular function (GO): cullin family protein binding
Source: RefSeq, a predicted model, not a curated record